AUGUGUUUAGAGUACCAUUUUUUACACAUUACCAUUGUUGCUUUGAUAAAGUUUAAAGUAGGUGAUUAUGUGCGUAUAAGCAAAUACAAAGGUACAUUCGAAAAAGGAUAUACUCCAAUUUGGUCGACAAAAAUAUUUAAAAUUCGAAAAUUACAGAACACAAUUCCAACCAUUUACUUAAUUGAAGAUACAAUUAGAGGUCAACCAAUUUUAGGAGAAUUUUAUGCGCAAGAGCUACAAAAGACCAAAAAUCCAAACAUAUACUCGUAUUUAGUUGAAAAAGUUUUAAGAAGGAAAGGAAAUAAAGUUUUAGUAAAAUGGCUAGGUUUGUCUUCUACUGAAAACAGUUGGAUCGAUAAGUCAAAUAUAUUGUAA
Molecule: messenger RNA, 375 nt
Organism: Parnassius mnemosyne (clouded apollo)
Lineage: Eukaryota; Metazoa; Arthropoda; Insecta; Lepidoptera; Papilionidae
Source: the annotation of a GenBank genome assembly